Messenger RNA from Drosophila busckii, 1695 nucleotides. RefSeq names its product synaptic vesicle glycoprotein 2B. Gene Ontology annotation, cellular component: membrane. Lineage: Eukaryota; Metazoa; Arthropoda; Insecta; Diptera; Drosophilidae. Bases 16 to 1533 code for a protein of 505 amino acids. The record is from RefSeq and is a predicted model, not a curated record. Gene Ontology annotation, molecular function: transmembrane transporter activity. Gene Ontology annotation, biological process: transmembrane transport. The transcript has 9 exons.
ACUUGGAAUGUCAAGAUGCAACGUUCUAGCACGGAAUCAAUUAGGUCCAAUACAUGGGAGUACGAUGAGAUUUUGGAAAAGAUAGGUUAUGGUAAAACACAAUGGCUGCUGCUGCUCAUUAGCGGGCUGUUGACACUUACAUCUGUGGGUGUACAAACAGCCAUGAGUAUUAUUGUAAUCGCCUCCCAGUGCGAGUUUGAAACAACGCAAGCUGAGAAAGGUAUUAUGAUGGCAUCGAGUAUAGCAGGUUUAUUUCUCUCCACCUAUAUCUUGGGAUACGUAAGUGAUGCGCUGGGGCGACGUAAGGUAUUACUUUAUGGUAAUUUUAUAUGCGUUGCCCUUCAAUUUAUUCAAAUGUUCGUAACAAGCGUUUGGGUAUUCAAUAUUAUAAAUCUAUUAUCUGGCUUGAGUCUGGGCGGUGUCUCAGCAGCACUUUAUGCAUAUCUAGCCGAAUUCAACAUACCUCGCCAUAGAGCAGUUGCCAUUAAUUAUUCCACCAUGUUUGUUAGUGUGAGUGCUAUCUAUGUACCAGCAACUGCUUGGUUGGUGCUAUCCUCCGGCUGGGAUUUCGGUUUUCAUCCCUGGCGCUUGAUUAUGCUAAUGAAUCUAUUGCCCGGUCUAAUUGGUGGACUGCUCUUGUUAAUGUAUCCAGAAAGCCCCAAACUGUUGCUAUCCCAAAAUAAGGAAAACGAAGCAGUUGAGGCCGUCGAGUGGAUAAGUAAAUUUAAUCGUGGCCAGCGUGUUAAUCAAAUGCUCAAGUGUAAUGAAUAUUCCCUUAAACCGGAGCCACAAUCCGAAGAGAAUCUAUUCACGAACAACAAAGGCUGUGAUAUUUUGACAAAUAUUGCUCGUGCCACAGUGCCACUGUUCAAAAAGCCACAUGGAAUACACUUUAUUCUAUGCACUGUUGCGGUUCUGGGCAUGUUCUUUAGCUCAAACGGCAUGCAAUUUUGGUUUCCUGAAAUUGUUAACCGUUCGUCUAUCGCUGGCAAUAGCAGCAGCUCAACAGUAUGUGAAAUUUUGGAUAAUUCUUUUAAAAACUCAAGCAACACUAAUGCUACCAACGAUAAUGAGCUCUGCUCUAGUGUCAUAACAGAAAAGACCUAUAUUGAUAAUAUGAUUGUGGGCGUGGCAUUUCUCAUAGGAUUCGCUAUUCAAGGCGCUAUACUAAAUCCACUUGGUCGUAAAAAUGUUUUGCUGGGCGCUCUUAUACUAUCAACUUUAAGCGGCAUCCUGUUGCACUUUAUUACCAACACUACUAUAGUGCUGAUACUAUUUUGUCUAUAUAUACUGCUACCUGGACUCUCGAUUUCCAUUAUGAUUGGCGCAGUUGUGGAUCUUGUGCCAACGCAUUUAAGAGGAAAAGCUGUCAGCUUAUGCAUGUCCUUGGGACGUCUGGGUAUUAUUGCAGGCACAAAUAUUAUUGCCGUUAUGCUGCAGCCCUAUUGCAACUCAACCUUUGCAUUGUUAACCAUUAUACUGUUUGUUUGCGUUCUUAUAGUUUUCCGUCUGCCAAUCAGGAAUUCAAUAUGAAACAUUCUAUAUUCAUUCAUUUCAAUUAUUUACUUACUUUUAUAACGUUGUUAAUGUAUAACAAACCAACAUGAUAUUAGGUAACUAAUAAUAAAUGUUUAUUGUGGUAAAACUAGAUGUGAACAAAUGAUUAAAAAAUGAAAUAAAAAAUCAACACCUGAA